Messenger RNA from Astyanax mexicanus (Mexican tetra), 982 nucleotides. RefSeq names its product transmembrane protein 223 (gene tmem223). The record is from RefSeq and is a predicted model, not a curated record. Gene Ontology annotation, biological process: nervous system development. Bases 126 to 914 code for a protein of 262 amino acids. NCBI's taxonomy places the organism in Eukaryota, Metazoa, Chordata, Actinopteri, Characiformes, Acestrorhamphidae. Gene Ontology annotation, cellular component: mitochondrion. The transcript has 2 exons.
UUUGGACUAGUGCGGUAUCCGUAGCGCUAGUAGAGGAGAGCAUGGCGGCGCCCUGAGAGCGAGAGUGAAUAACUCUAUAUAGUCUUAUAUAGGGUAAAUAUAAUUACGGGGAACUGCAGGUGGAGAUGGGCUUCCUCUGUCUGUUUUUAGCUGCCCGGGUCUGCGGUUUACGGAGCGCUGGGUCGCUGCUGUCUGUAAGGAGGACGGUCGUGCAGAAUUUACGGGAUUUUAGCGCAGUUUCUAAACGCUGUGUGCAGAUUAGCGAUAAAACAGCAGGUUUAAACCUGGUAACACCGCCAGUCAGACCCCCAGCGCUCUACACCGCAGCGAUCAGCCCGCGGCUGUGGCGGGGCUGUCACUCGGCCGUGGUGAGGGACGUGCUGCUGUUUGAGCAUGACCGAACCCGCUUCUUCAGGUUGCUGGCUCUGUUCUGUGGAGGUCAGUUUCUAUUCUGGACCUACUUGGCCUACUUUGCGUUCACGGGCCUGAGAGACACCAGUAAAAGCGGCAAAGAGCCUCGGAAAGUCAGAACUGACCUGGGACUCUUCAGCUUUGACAUGAACCUGGGAUCUAAUGCCUGGAGGUUUGGAUUCACCCUUUCUUGUCUGGUGAUUGGAGGAGGCAUUGUUGGACUGGGUUUGUUGUUCAGCCGCCGCUCUGUCAGUCGUGUUCUUCUACAUAAGGGAGGUGGAAAGGUGACGGUGCAAACCCAGUCCCCCUUGGGAGCUAGUAAUGCGUGGCACCUUACGGUGCCUUUGAAUCAAGUGGCAUGUCAUGCACACAGGCAGGAAUCCCCCUCCUUCAUUCCUCUCAAAGUCAAAGAUCACAAGUUCUACUUCCUUCUGGACAAGGAAGGGACGCUAAAUAAUCCCAAACUCUUUGAUAUCACAGUUGGUGCCUAUAGACACCUGUAGAUGCAAUGUGCUUUCAUACAAAAAACUAAAAUAAAACCUCCAAUAAAUGUCUGCUUUGAGGAACUUUU